AUGAAUAGCCCCAGCGAUUUUGCGGACCCUUCACCCAUCGCGACCUCCUCUACCGGCACCGAUACCACCGAUAUAGACGAUGUGGUCCAAGAGCAAGAGCAAGAGUCGACCCAAGAGCCAGAGCCAGCGCAAAGCAUUACACCAGGGGCUCCCAAACCUGCCAGACCAGGCCUGGGGCUCGAGACUAAAAUGGCAGCAAAGCAAGCCCAAAAGCCGCGAUCUGAUGAAGACGAGGAGCCAAGCUCCGUAAUACAUGCCCCAACUGGCUUUGAGGCAUUUAAACGAGCAACGCCGAAGUCGCCACCUCUUAUCCGCCGGACCACUCCCACCGCUCAACAGCGAUCAGAAAUCAUCGUUUCUCCUCCAGAAGAUGAGAAAGAGAAGGAAAGCCGACCACCUCGGCCUACUACAUGGCCUAAUGCUGAGUCUUCCGAGGCUUCAAGUUCUCCUCCGCCGAUACAGACAACCAUACCCCCUGCGAGAGAUUGGUCGGCGACGCCGCGCGCUCAAUCGAGGGCUGAGAUGGAGCUCUCUCCGGACGAAGACAAGAAGAGACCUGUUUCACGGUCAAGCUCACGAGCCAGCAACUUAGCAGGUGCGCUGAUCAUACUUGGUGUCAGAAUCGUGCUAACAACGUCAGAUAUUCCUGAAAAUGGUGAAGACAACCAACGAACACCAAACCCCAGCAGCUCGCUGUUUGAAGAUACGGUAGAACGACUUCAAGAGCAAAAUGACGAAGUGGCAGCCCUAAAUGUCGCACUGAAAGAGUGCUGGACUCUUUGUAACACUUUGGCUGGCCUGAGCUACGUGCAUCGUGAAAGAAUAUUCAGCUUCUCAGGGAAGGGAGAUCGACAACAGCAGGCCUGGAAGUCAUGUUGGAAGCUCUGCCAGAAGCUUUACGAUACUAGAGAUGAGGAGUCUACUGUACGGCCAACGCUUGACUUGUGCCGCGAAUUCUGCCAAUGCUUAUUCGACAUCCGACGAAGAGACAAUGAAGCGGCCGAUUCAGUCUUGCGUGUCAGUUUCGAGAUGAACAACCAUCUCUAUAAUACACACGACCGGACUUUACCUGAAGCUUUCCGAGAAAGAACUCUUGACUUCUACAUCACACUCUGCCAUCGUCUUAUGAAACAACGUACGGAGAUGGCACAGGAAACAGAUCUGUUGCUCGGCGCUUGCUGGUCACUGGCAGAGAUGCUGUUCAGUCUGCGGCAGAAUAAACGAGAUGGUAAGCCUGCAGACGAAGAGCUGCUUGGCUCUGCCAUCCAGGCAUGCUGGGAACUAUGUGAUCUUUUCCGUGAAGGCUGGACCCAGAUCCGGCCCGAUCGUGGGACGCCUAGGCCAAGUCAGACCACAUUUACGCAAGCUUUCCAACAAGCGAAGCAGAGUCAAGCGCACUCAACCGCGUCCUACACCACGGUGCCAGAAUACGAGGAUUCGGAAGACGAGGGCUUUAGCAGCCUAAAUCCGGAGACCCCAACCACCAUUUUCGAAGACACAAAUCAGAUAAGCCCCGACGGUGAUGAAGGACCCACUCCCAACAUCCUCGUUCUCGGGCCCAACGACCAAGACACUCCCCAAAAGCGGCCCCCUUACAACUCUUCCACUAGAAAUCUCUCCAGCAGCAACCUCUCACAAAACAACAAGACCGUCACAUCAGCCUCUUCAACCUCCACAAACACAAUAAAAAAUCAUCAAAACACCCUUCUCACCAACGGCACCCCCAGCAAAAUGGCAAUCAAGAAGAAGAUCCCCAUCUGA
Molecule: messenger RNA, 1761 nt
Organism: Bacidia gigantensis
Lineage: Eukaryota; Fungi; Ascomycota; Lecanoromycetes; Lecanorales; Ramalinaceae
Exons: 3
Coding region: 1-1761 (586 amino acids)
Source: RefSeq, a predicted model, not a curated record